CGUAUAAUCGGAUAUACCCCGGAUAGAUAGGUAACGAUUUAGCUGUACGAUAAAAACCGACCACAGAUUACAUUGUGCCGUCGUGCUGUAGGGAUCUAGACAAAAGUAACUUACAAUAAAAAGAAAAUGGCUGACCAACUGACAGAAGAACAAAUUGCUGAAUUCAAAGAGGCUUUCAGUCUAUUCGACAAAGACGGAGAUGGAACCAUCACAACUAAAGAAUUGGGAACUGUUAUGAGAUCACUGGGACAGAACCCAACAGAAGCCGAGCUCCAGGACAUGAUCAAUGAAGUUGAUGCUGAUGGAAACGGAACGAUAGACUUCCCCGAAUUUUUAACAAUGAUGGCCAGAAAAAUGAAAGACACUGAUUCAGAAGAAGAAAUUAAAGAAGCAUUCCGAGUGUUUGACAAAGACGGUAAUGGUUUCAUUAGUGCCGCUGAGCUUCGUCACGUAAUGACCAACCUCGGUGAAAAACUUACAGACGAAGAAGUAGAUGAAAUGAUCCGGGAAGCAGAUAUUGACGGUGAUGGACAAGUAAAUUAUGAAGAAUUCGUAGCAAUGAUGACGAGCAAGUAAAAAAAUUAAUUCGGAUAACUAUGUUGAAAAAAAAAGAACUGGAUCACAAACUUUCAAAUUAAUUUUUGCUCAAUUCUUUAGAAACAUCUUACACGGGUGUGUCAACUACGCAAAAUGUGUAAGAUUCAAAGAAAGUGAACAGAAGUAAAGAAAAUAAAUCUAUCAAAUGUGUAUGCACAUUGCCUCAGUGACUUAUUGUUGUAUAUACGUUGUUCAGAUUAUCAAUAAAUUAUUUAAAAUCUA
Ruditapes philippinarum (Manila clam) is the source of this 819-nucleotide messenger RNA. RefSeq names its product calmodulin. Gene Ontology annotation, molecular function: calcium ion binding; enzyme regulator activity. Bases 127 to 576 code for a protein of 149 amino acids. The record is from RefSeq and is a predicted model, not a curated record. The transcript is spliced from 5 exons. NCBI's taxonomy places the organism in Eukaryota, Metazoa, Mollusca, Bivalvia, Venerida, Veneridae.